AUGAGUGAACAUCUUCUCCAGCCUCGCCACCGCGAGAUCCUCGACAGCACCGUGCUCAUGCAGCUGCAAACGCUCCUCCAGCAUCCCAAACAAGAAGCCAUCUGGGACUCCUUCCACCUCCUCGACUGCGUCCAUUUCCACGCCACCAACCUAUCCCCUUCAACCUCCCAAGCCAUCCACGCGGCACUAUGGACCUUGAUUCAGUCCUUGCACGAGGCGAAGAAAUACGACCAAGCCAUACCGUGGUGCCAGCUCGCCCUCCACCCAUCCCUCACCACUAGCUGUCCCGCGUCCAACCCCGGCAAGUUCCUCCGCCGAAUCCUCUCCGCGCACAUCUCCCUCGACGACGUCCCCUCCGCGCUCGCUCUCGUCGACACCCUCCCCGAUGCCACCCGCAACGACCUCGUCACGCAGUUCCUCCUCUUCCGCCUCGCUAUCCGGACAUGGAACCAGCCACUCGCGCAGCGAUGUCUCCAGUUCUUGGCCACGCAAAGCGGUGGGGAGGGCAGGGCGCGCGACGCGCUGUAUGCGUGCGUGCGGGAGGCGCAGCGCGCCGGCGAUCGGCUGUGUACCGUGGCGGCGCUGACGGCGGCGGCGGCGACGUGGAAGGAUGAGGUGGUCGUGCCGGCGAAUGUGCCGGCGUUGCUGCGCUGCGCUAUUCGGCUGCUGCAGAUGCUCGCUGCCGAGGAGGCGCAGGUCGCCGAGCCCUCAUUCGGCGUGGCCAGCAGCAACUCUACGGCGGAUGAAAUGGUAAAGCUAUUUAAUACAGCGGCCGAGUUUGUCGCCAGCAACGCGCGCGACGAAAACGGCGACGCAGUCUUUCACGCCGCCGAGCUGCGCUGGUUCAGCACAAACGCAUAUAAUUUCGGCGUCGUGCACUGCACGACGUGGGGGCCCGGGCGGCUCGCGUCUUUAUUCAAGAGCUGUCUCGUCUUUACGCAAGCGCUCUUCUCCAGCGAAGCAGACACAACCGACGACUCCGCAGACUCUGAUUUCACGAUUCUUCGAUGUCACUUUAUCCUCGCUUCGCUGUACAUAUCUGAAGCCCGAAUCAUCAAGAAUGAGCAUACAUCGAGUCUGUAUGCCGAUGUAGAGCAGCACACGAUGGCAUUUACAAAGCUCUUCGUGUCGAGUUGCGGCGCCGCCGUAGAUCAAUACCACGAUUUGCUCCAAAAGCUUGGUAUUCUUUGCGUUUUCCAAUUCGAAGCUCUUUUAUUCCGGCACUCCUACAAAAAUCUCCCGUGCAUCAUAACGCAGGCCCGCCUCUGCAACGACGCCAACGUCCUGAAAGCGCUCGGCGGCUGUCUCAUCCAGAGCGAGGCACCUGUCCAGAUAAAGAGCACCCUACUCAAAUCGAUCAUCAAUGAGACUUUUACCGUGGAAGACUUCAAGAGUGAUCGGCUCGCGCAGUACCUCCGAUGUAUAGUGCAAGCGCUUCUGCCCAUGGCGGACGAUGGCGCGGCGCGGGAGGUUCUCGACCAGGCGAUCCAAGUCGCCGAGGAAGCAAAACAGGUCAGCGUAGGGUUUCCCGCUGAAGAAGCCGAGUGGCUCGCGGCCGCCGCCUUUAAUCACGGGCUCACCAAGUACGCCGCCCGGCAGGACAUGGCGACCUGUCAGGCAUGGGUAGACAGAGCCGUGGCAAUGGCCCAGCAUGCAGACGACAGUGGCAAACUUGCCGCCUCGAUCCAGCAACGACGACAGACGCUACUGAAUUCCUCUCUCACAGGCACUUUGUAA
This is a messenger RNA of Akanthomyces muscarius, 1737 nucleotides long. RefSeq lists its product as uncharacterized. The transcript has 5 exons. Gene Ontology annotation, biological process: regulation of synaptonemal complex assembly; meiotic cell cycle. The coding region runs from base 1 to 1737 and encodes 578 amino acids. NCBI's taxonomy places the organism in Eukaryota, Fungi, Ascomycota, Sordariomycetes, Hypocreales, Cordycipitaceae. The record is from RefSeq and is a predicted model, not a curated record.